Messenger RNA from Microthlaspi erraticum, 1995 nucleotides. Lineage: Eukaryota; Viridiplantae; Streptophyta; Magnoliopsida; Brassicales; Brassicaceae. The record is from the annotation of a GenBank genome assembly.
AUGGAUAUACCAGAGGGUAAUGGAAACCCUCUGGGUAAUGGAAAUGGUCGAGCUAGGCAGACUCGACCGAUUGGGCUUGGAGAUGCACCAAACCGCCACCAGCAAAGAAGAGGGAUUGUCCCACCUCCUGUCCAGAACCACAAUUUCGAGAUCAAGCUGGGGAUGAUUACCUUAGUCCAGAACAAGAUGUUCCAUGGAUUGUCUUGUGAAGAUCCCAUUGAUCACUUGGAUGAGUUUGAUAGGCUGUGUGAUCUGACCAAGAUGAAUGGUGUCUCUGAAGAUGCCAUCAAGCUGAGACUCUUCCCUAUGUCUCUUGGUGACAAGGCCCAUCAAUGGGAGAAGAGUUUACCCCAUGGAUCAAUCACUACAUGGGAGGAUUGCAAGAAGGCAUUUCUUGCCAAGUUCUUCUCUACUGGUCGCACUGCUAAGCUGAGAAGCGAGAUAUCUGGUUUCACUCAAAGGAACAAUGAGACAUUUGCUGAAGCUUGGGAGAGAUUCAAGGGUUACACCAGUCAAUGCCCUCAUCAUGGCUUCAGCAAUGAGUCUUUGCUUUCCACACUUUACAGAGGAGUUUUGCCAAGAUACAAAGAGAUGUUGGACACAGCCAGUAAUGGAAACUUCCUCAAUCAAGAUGUAGAUGAUGGCUGGCAGCUUGUGGAGAACAUUGCUAACUCAAGUGGGAGCUAUGGAGAGGAGUAUGAUCGCACAAACAGGAGCUCGACCUCCAACUCGAUCGAGUCUGAUAGUAAGCUGAGAAACGAUGUCAAGGCACUCAAUGAGAAGUUGGAUACGCUUAUCUUAGCUCAAUCCACAAUGAAGAAGGCCAACUUUGUUUCUAAAGAAGAGAUGGUUCAAGGCCAAGAAGAGGAGGAGAAUCAGUUUGCUGAAGUGUGCUACAUUAAGAAUGGACAAGGAGGUUAUCAAAACGGUUACUAUGGCUACAAGUCACACCCUACCAUGUCCUACAGUAACACUGAUGUUGCCAAUCCUCAAGAUCAAGUCUACCCUCCGCAGCAACAGGCUCCAGCGAGUCAGCCUCCACAGCAAGGAUAUGGUCAGAAAGGGAAUUUCCAGGGCCAUCAGGGAAAUUAUCAAGGACAACAGCAGAGUGUACCAACUGGGUAUGCACCUCAAGCGCCUCAGGCUUCACCAAGUCAGGAACAAGAAAUAAAAGCCAUGUUGAAGCAGCUCUUACAAGGUCAAGCAGAUGGUGCUAUGGAGAUAAGCAAGAAGUUGGCUGAGAUGAACUCUAAGAUUGAAUCCUUGAACACUAGAGUUCACUCUUUGGAACACCAUGCUUCUUCUUCUGCUGCUAAGCAAGGUCAAUUUCCUGGAAAGGCUGUUCAGAAUCCAAAGGAGCAUUGUAGAGCGAUCUUCACUCAAGAGGAAGGAUUUGAUCAACAAGCUGCUAAUGAGAAGGAUAUUGAGGAGAUCUGUAUGCUGCUUAAUAAUGAAGACAAUGUUGUUGCUGAUGCUCCUGGAGUCCAGUACGCUCAACCUGAAGUGCAAGCUCGAUUGGCAGCUCGAUCGAGCCAGACCGUCUCACCAGCUCGAUCGAGUCAGAUGCUUUAUGCUCCAACACCAUCUGAUGAUGACACCUACAAGCCCCCUGUUCCAUUUCCAAGUAGAAUCCUUACCAAGAAUCAGAAAAAAGUCAUCACCAAGUUUAGGAAUGACAUGAGUAAGAUUGGGGUUGAGCUACCAAAUAUGGGAAGUUUUCAAGCUGCUCAUGUCCAAAAGAAGAUGAUUAAGGACAUACUUGAUAACAAGGACGAAGUAGCUCAGCUUUUGGAGCCCUCUUCUUCCCAGGGUGAUCUCUUAUCCACACCAACCUCACUACCCAAGCUGAAUGGUCAGGGAAGCUUCACUCUGCCUUGUACACUUGGUCACCUACAACUUGAGGAUGCACUUGUUGAUUCUGGAGCAAGUAUCAAGUCUGAUCUCUCUUGUUCUAAUACAGAAAUUGGGUAUACAGAGUCUGAUCCAGCGACCUAA